This is a messenger RNA of Nothobranchius furzeri (turquoise killifish), 3490 nucleotides long. RefSeq names its product nuclear factor of activated T cells 4 (gene nfatc4). Gene Ontology annotation, molecular function: DNA-binding transcription factor activity, RNA polymerase II-specific; transcription factor binding; RNA polymerase II cis-regulatory region sequence-specific DNA binding. Gene Ontology annotation, cellular component: transcription regulator complex. Lineage: Eukaryota; Metazoa; Chordata; Actinopteri; Cyprinodontiformes; Nothobranchiidae. Gene Ontology annotation, biological process: cytokine production; calcineurin-NFAT signaling cascade; regulation of transcription by RNA polymerase II. The record is from RefSeq and is a predicted model, not a curated record.
AAAGGACGACAAAAAUAUUUGAUACACUUUUUUACCCCUCCUCUUCCUCCUCUCUGUCUCGAACGGGAUAGAAGAAGAAGGAUCAUGGGUUAUCGAUGGAGCGGGAUUAAGAAGACGCGGAUACGUGGUUUGAAAAACUGAUUAAACUUGGAUGACAAAGCAUCAAGUCCGAACAACUUGAAUAAACAAUCAGCCAAGAGGAAGUACAGUUUUGCAGAACCAAAUUCUUGAAGAUGAGGGCUGUAUUUGCGCAAUGACGCGCUGAGUUUGGGAAAGUUUCUGACUGUCGUGGCGCACUGAGAAGUUUCCAGUCGCUGUUUCCGACGCGGGACAUCAGGAUUGUAUCUGCGAAUCUUAAUCCUGUCCUCGGUGCCGGAGGACGAUGGGGGCCGCGCCGGGCUCGGGCUGGGAGGAGGGCGAGUUCGAGUUCAAACUGGUGUUUGAGGAGGAUCCGCCUCAGCGGCAGCUCCAGGGACCGUCCCCGGUGCGCACAGCCGAGCUGGAGAGCUGCGUUCCCGGAGAGGAAAGUGAUGGCGUCCUGUUGCAACUGGACUCCUCUAACAGCAACGACCUGGGUAUGGACAACCAUCUAGCUGUCUCUCAUGCGGGACACACAAUCACCAUCCCUACUCCUCCAUCAUCCAGUCAGAGGGCAGGGAUGCAUUCCCCGCCUCCUCGCCGGGCCGCCAUCAGGGAGUUUACUGGGACCUAUGAGAGCCUGCCAGCACGCUCUGUGCAGGUUUCAGAGUCUUGUGUGGUCGAGUGCCCCAGCAUCCAGAUAACCACCAUCUCACCUGAAGAUGACUCAGCACCCUCUUUUCCCAGCUAUUGGGACAUGGGCAGCAGUGGCGGGUGGGACAGAGAGCGUCUUUACCUCCCUCUGCUGGACCCUUUUUCUUAUCGUGAUAGAUGCCCGGGGUCCCUCAGCCCAAGCCCUGCCUCCAGCCCCUCCUCGCGGGGUUGGCUCAGCCCUGCCUCCAGCUGCGACUCCCUGCUGGUGGAGGAGGAGGAGCUCAGUGAGGCCACCAGCAGUUUUGGACUCUCGCCAUCCUCAAGGCCUACUUCACCUGGGGGUAAAAAGCGUAGGAACUCUCCGUUGGCCUCUCCUUGUACUUCACGGAGGGGUAGUUACUCAGAGGAGCUGCAGGGGUGUACCCUCGAGGGUGGAGAGUCCACCUCUCAGUCACAAGCUCUGCCUGGAAGCUGUGAGCUCAGUAUCCCACAGAAAACCAGAAAAACCUCAUUGGAACAGUUGUCUACCAGGGAGGUGGAUCAGGAGCAGGCUCCAGGCCACGGCUCCCCAUGCCCCCUAGCAGAGACCCAGCAGACCAGAAGAGACCCCCCAUCCUUGAGCAUGGACUACCUCCCUGUACCUCCUGCUCUGGCCUGGGGCAGAACUAGAGCUAGUGCCCAGAGUCCUCUGUUUAGGUCGAACGCUCUGCCCCCUCUCGACUGGCCGCUGCCCUCCCAGUUUGACCAGUAUGAGCUACGUAUUGAGGUGCAGCCCCGCCCACACCACCGGGCCCACUACGAGACUGAAGGCAGCAGAGGUGCCGUCAAAGCUGCACCAACAGGACAUCCUGUCGUCAAGCUGUGUGGAUACACGGAGAGGAAGCCACUUUCGCUGCAGGUCUUCGUUGGAACAGCUGAUGACCGCUCGAUCAGGCCACAUCCCUUCUAUCAGAUACACAGGGUGACGGGGAAGAUGGUCGGCACAGCCAGUCAUGAGAGUGUUCAGGCCGGAACCAAAGUUCUGGACAUUCCUCUGAACCCUGAGAACAACAUGACUGCUCUCAUCGAUUGCGCCGGGAUUUUGAAGCUGAGAAACUCAGACAUCGAGCUGAGGAAAGGCGAAACAGACGUUGGGAGGAAAAACACUCGCGUUCGUUUGGUGUUUCGUACUCAGCUCUCUCUGGCGCCCCUUGUGGCCUCCUCAGGAAGAGUUUUGGCUCUUCAGGUCGCCUCUCUUCCUAUCGAAUGCUCUCAGCGCUCAGCUCAGGAGCUGCCCGUCAUCGAGUCCAUCAGCCUUACCUGCUGCUCAGUGGAAGGAGGGGAGGAGUUGCUGCUAACUGGGAACAACUUUCUGGCAAUAUCCAGGGUCCUUUUCAUGGAGAGAGGAACAGAUGGUAAGCUACAGUGGGAAGAGGAGGCUCACGUCGACAGAGACAACAGCAACGAGUGUUUGUUGUGUGUGAGAGUUCCUGCCUACAGCGACCUGUCCAUCAGCCAGCCCGUGUCCGUCAGUCUCUAUGUCUCUAACGGGAAGAGAAAACGGAGCAGCACUCACAGCUUCAAGUUUCGUCCUGUCAUGUUUAAAGAGGAGGAUCCUUUGCUGUCCCGACCCCCCGUCCCACCUCUGGAUGGCGGUCCAUCCAGAAUGGACAGAGGUUUCCAUGUGUCUGAUGACAGGGGGCUGGGCUUCCACCUGCCCCCAUACCCUUCUGCUUACUCCCCUCCCUGUCCGGCCAUCAGCUACCAUGAAGAGUACUGCUCCAAACCUGACACCACGGUGGAGGAGUCGGGUGGGUCCAGGGCAGCUCUGUCUGAGCGUCACCCCAGCUUUGAGAAUCUGGAGCUGGGCUUCACUGAGCUCCUCGCCCCUCUGUACCCCCGUGUUCCACAGCCUCCCUCCCCAUCUCCUUCCCCAUGGCUGGACUCUCCCUACCUCUCCUCUUCACCCUCCCCUUCCCACUCCUCCUCCCUCAGUCCGUUCCCAACCGAAAGUCCCAUUGCAAACUCCCCCCUGCCUCCCAUUCCCACUCCACCUUUUCCACAGUGCUCUCCGUAUACUCCAGAGGUAUGCCCCUCCCCUCCCUCCAUACCCUACCAGGACACCUGCCUAGCACCUUUCUCCCACUAUGAGGGCUGGGACCCCGAAGGGAGAGUGUUGGGUACGGGGCAUGGGAGAGAGGGGGAUGCAAAGAUCCAGGAGUGUCCUCUGGAGUUCAGCAGCUCUCCCUCGAUGCACCACAUUACCUUUGAAGAAGUGUCGGAGUUCAUCGGGGAGGACAUCCAGACCUUUCAUUCAGGUUCACUCAUGAACAACCAUCCAAACUGAACUCAGAUCAGCUGAUGAUUCCUGUUAGAUAUCCAGUAUAUUUUUAAAUUCCCCAUGCACUUGGUAUCAAACUACCAGAACACUUUUGUAAUUCUAUCUUGGCCAAAGUCAACUGUUUCAUAAAGGGAAACUAUGUUUUAAAAUGUCGUACAUAAAUUAUAUUAAAAAGAAAGAAAUAACACAAGUCAGGUGUCGUUUUGUGUGCUUUUUUAUUUUACCUGCAACAAACUAAAAUAAAAAAGAAGAUUUUAACCAAAUUUAGACAAUGCUUGAGCUGCUAGAAACAGCUAAACAUUUUCUUCAAAAUUUGGAUUUAGAUUGUUGAAAAUGUCUUUUUUAUGUAAUUUUAUGUCUACGUCAACAAAACCAACCUAGAAAGUUUGAAUUCUUGGGACUUUAGUUGUUUUCUGCCUAUAAAAUGUGAUAAAAUUC